Molecule: messenger RNA, 429 nt
Organism: Aspergillus alliaceus
Lineage: Eukaryota; Fungi; Ascomycota; Eurotiomycetes; Eurotiales; Aspergillaceae
Exons: 1
Coding region: 144-398 (84 amino acids)
Source: RefSeq, a predicted model, not a curated record
AGCAUAUCUGAGCCUGUGUUUCGCAGAACCGCUUUCUGCGAGUAACACAAGGACUGGCCGCAUCGCGGUUGCAAUUUGAGUCUGAGCUGCAUAUACACCCUCCAGCUUACCCACCGCUUAUCAGAUUAUCGAGGAACUCAAAUAUGGAAGAUCCUAGCGACUACCUUGUCCCUCUCAUGACAAAGGCACUGUCCUAUGGACUUAGGGUAUCAAGGGUCUCCGACCAUUCAUAUUAUAUUCUCACUGUGAAAUUUGCCUAUUUCUUUCUUCGCCUAGAACUUAUAUGCAUUUACUGGUCAAUUCGAACCCACUAUAAGCGACUCGUUACGCACUAUGUUUACAGAGACAAGUCUGCAAUCUGUCGAGCUCUUUUUUUCUUCCCAUGUCGGCAAGAUUAGCGUGAGUCUAUAUUAUAUAGGAUAUUAUAUA